AUGAAGCUAUCAAGCACCGUCGCGCUGCUCGGUGCAUCUUUGCCCGGAGUCCUCGCGUGGGGAAGUCUGGGACACAUCGCGACGGCGUACCUGGCCAGCCACUUCGUCGCAAACACGACCGAGAAUUUCUUCCAAGAACUCUUGCGUAACGACACCGAGCACUACCUGGCCGGCGUCGCGACCUGGGCCGACACGAUCCGGUACACGAGAUGGGGCCACUUCACGGGACCAUUCCACUUCAUCGACGCCCACGACAGCCCGCCCGAGUACUGUGGUGUUGAUCUCGAACGGGACUGCAAGGCCCAGGGCUGUGUUGUGACGGCCCUCGCCAACUACACCGCGCGGUCGCUGGACCCCGAGCUGAGCGGCUGGGAGCGCAACCAGGCCGCGAGGUUCGUCGUGCACUUCAUCGGCGAUAUCCACCAGCCUCUUCACAACGAGGACGUGGCCCGAGGUGGAAACGGAAUCCACGUGAAGUGGCACGGCACCGACUUCAAUCUGCACCACGUCUGGGACAGCUCCAUCGCCGAAAAGUUGAUUGGGGGCUCCCGCCGGAGGCCGUACGACAACGCGAAGCGGUGGGCGGACGAGCUGGCCGAGGAGAUUAAGACGGGAAGGUUUGCCGAGCAAAGAGAGGAGUGGCUGAAGAGCCUGGACUUCGACAAUGUCAACGCAACCGGGCUGCAGUGGGCGAGAGAGGGCAACGCCUUCGUGUGUACGCACGUGUUUCCCGAGGGGCCGCGUGCGAUCGCCGGACAGGAGCUCGGCGGCGAGUAUUUUGAGAAGGCAGCGCCGGUGAUUGAGCUCCAGGUGGCCCGCGCAGGCGUAAGGAUGGCCGCUUGGCUGGAUCUGAUUGCCGUCGCGUACCAAGAUCAAGCGAGAAAGGCCAGUGUGGCCAUGGAAGAGUUAUGA
Messenger RNA from Colletotrichum higginsianum IMI 349063, 912 nucleotides. Its product is annotated as S1/P1 Nuclease. The transcript is spliced from 3 exons. Lineage: Eukaryota; Fungi; Ascomycota; Sordariomycetes; Glomerellales; Glomerellaceae. Gene Ontology annotation, biological process: DNA catabolic process. The coding region runs from base 1 to 912 and encodes 303 amino acids. Gene Ontology annotation, molecular function: endonuclease activity; nucleic acid binding. The record is from RefSeq and is a predicted model, not a curated record.